Molecule: messenger RNA, 357 nt
Organism: Fraxinus pennsylvanica
Lineage: Eukaryota; Viridiplantae; Streptophyta; Magnoliopsida; Lamiales; Oleaceae
Source: the annotation of a GenBank genome assembly
AUGUAUCAACGGGAGUUCCAAGAAGAACAAGAGGCAGCUGCGGCAACACAAGACAAUAUUAAUGAACCAAAUUCAGAAACCCAUAGCCAAAAUAUUGCUGUUGUGACCACUGCACAAACUACAAUGCACAACACUGCUACCACACCACUAGCAACAAGCAAAAUAUCAGAAAUGAAUGCAUCAGAAAAGGACCCUUCACAAAACGUCAUCAAUUAUAGGCAGUGCACCUUGGGAAACCAACUCAGUUUCCAAGGUGGCACCUCCUCCCCCUAUGCUGCAUCCAUAUCCACCACGUGUGCUGACCUGACGCCAGCCGUGUACCGGUGUUUUAUGACGAACGAGGCUAAGGCAGCCUGA